Molecule: messenger RNA, 7243 nt
Organism: Prosopis cineraria
Lineage: Eukaryota; Viridiplantae; Streptophyta; Magnoliopsida; Fabales; Fabaceae
Product: disease resistance protein Roq1-like
Exons: 7
Coding region: 2730-4259 (509 amino acids)
Biological process (GO): defense response; signal transduction
Molecular function (GO): ADP binding
Source: RefSeq, a predicted model, not a curated record
AUGGAAAUGGAAAUAAAUUGAAAUUUAAAUAAAAAGAUCAUGAAAUUGGUAAAACAAAAAUAUAUUUUUUCCUAUGGAAAAUACUUUAGUUUAAUUUUGAAAACACAAAAAUUAAACUUGUCAUAAAAUUUAAUUUCGAAGCAUAAGAAAUAUCACUACAAAAAAUUAUAAAAUUGUUGACAAUCAGCAGCGACACUAAAAAGUCACCGCUGAUUCUCAACUUUCAGUGGCGACUUAUAUGUUGCCGCUGAAACUUACAACAUAAUUUAAAAAAAAAUUACAAAAAUGCUAACAAUCAACGGCGACACUAAAAAGUCACCACUGAUUCUCGAUUUUCAGCGGCAACUUGUAUGUCGUCGUUGAAACUUACAACAUAAAUUUUUUAAAAAAAUUAUAAAAAUGUUGACAAUCAGCGGCGGCACACUAAAAAGUCGCCGCUGAUUCUCGACUUUCAAGGGUGACUUGUUUGUUGCCGCUAAAAAUUACAAAAUAAUUUUUUUAAAAAAAUUAUAACAUAUGUUAAAAUAUGUUGACAAUCAGCGACGACACUAAAAAAUUGUCGCUGAUUCUCAACUUUCAACGAUGACAGUAGACAUCACCAUUGAAAGUGUGACUUUUUGUGGCGACAUGUACUUGUCACCGCUGAAAGUAUGACAUCCAGUGGCGACUAUAUCUUGUCGUCGCAGAAAGUCACACUUUUAGCGGUGACUUUUAUUGUCACUGCUGAAAGUUGAGAAUCAACGGUGACUUUUUAGUAUCGCUGCUGAAAGUCUUUUUUUAUAGUGUACGAAAAGCAAUACAAGGAAUAUUUCACAGUGAGAAUCAUAAGCCCAAAGGAAGGGCCCAUUCUAAAAAACUAGUCUAUUGGAUGGGAGAGUUCCUUGAACUUAUAAACCCCACUUUGCUAAGGAUGUUGGCUCUUGAUAAGGUGGCAUUGUAAUGAGUCCUAUAUUGGAGAGCUUUACAAAUAGAGUAAGGUUUAUAAGUUCAAGGGAUCUCCCAUCCAAUAGGCUAGUCUUUUAGGAUAGGUUCUCUUUUUAGACUUGUGCUUGUCAUAUUGUUGUUUUUAUUGAGAGUCUAGUAUCACAGAAAGAGCUACCUAUAAAAGGGUCUUGACAGGGUGGCAUUGCAAUGUAGGUGCCUCACAAAUAGAGUAAGGUCUAUAAAUUCUAGGACUCGCUCACCCACUAGUCUUUUGAGAUGGGUUCUCACUUGAGCUUAUGCUCAUCACAUAUCUCAUAUAAUUUUGAAUAUAUUAUGAUUUUGGAGAGAUAAAUAAACAUAUUUAAAGUAAAUUUAAUUUAAAUUCAUCCAAAAUUCUUUAAAAAAAAACUCCCUUGCUAUAAAAUAUAAGGAAAAAAAAAUUGGAAAGAUUCUUUAUCAUCAACUAUAAUGCACAAAUUUUUAUAAAUAUUAUUUAAUAAUGUAUUUCUAAAAAUGCCCCUAAGAAAUACUUCAAAGUUAAAACUACUAAGACAAUUCAAACUCUUCAUUUUCCCAUAUUAAUAAAUGUAGGGUAAUGGAUCAAAAUAGGAAAGAAAGAGUAUUUUUCAAACAUCAACAACCUAUGUGCAUUAAUGAAUUUGUACCUUAUAUUAUUUGAUAAUCAAGAGGGAACUAUGGUGUGCUCAUCAAGAUGAUAAGAUCUAGACUAUUUAGAUUAAAAAUUAUAUUUUUUUAUGAAAAUAAAAAUUAUAAAAUUUUUAAUAAAUCUACUUUAUCACCAAUCCAAAUAAUAAAAAUUUAAUCUAGAUAGUUCAAUUAAAUAUUUAAUAAUCCAGAUGUACUCUGGAUAGUCUAGAUUUAAUAUUAAUUUUUUAAAAUUUUUUUUUGGUAAAUAUAAUAUUAAACAUAAAGAUAAUAUCCAAAUUGGUACUUUUAAAAAUAUUUUUUUCAAAAAGUUGUGAGUUAAAUAUUUUAACUUGAGAUUGUUCAAAUUACAUCUGGAUAUAGUCAUUUAUAAAAUUUUUAAAUAUUAAAUUGGACAAUUCAGAUUAAAUAUGUAUUAUCUAAAUGAGUGAUAAAAUAAAUUCAUUAAAAUUUUUAUAGUUUUAUUUUAAUAAAAAUAACAAAAUAAUUAUUUAAAUAUGGACCCUCAACAGGGCGAUGAGCACCCGCAUUGAAAGUGGUUCUUUAAUGGUGAAAGUAUUUUAUUGAGCCUAUAUAUUAUAAAAAUAAUUUUUAAAUAUAAUAUAAAACAAUUAUUAGAAAAAAGUUUUGGCCCCAAUUGUUAGAUGUCUUGACUUUGUUACAACACACACUAACAAUAAACGUACUUGGGUAGGGGCACUUGGUAUGGAAAAUUUAGAACAAGUGAUUCUAAAGAUAAAAGGGAAUUCUUUUUAUUGAGAGAUUCAAAUUAAAGGGGUAUGCAUUGUGCGAUGAAUUAUACUGAAUAGUGAAUACUGAAGGGAACCAUUCAAUUCAACUCCUCCACGCAAUAAUUAUUGCAUGUUCGAAGAUUACCAUUAUACCCUUAAAAAAUUGGGGGUUAUGGUCUAUUUUUGUCUCUUUUCUUCUCCCCGUUGAUGCUGCGUCCUUGAUCGUGAGAGAGCGAGAGUGAGUCCAGAGCUUCCACCUUUCUACCUUCGCAUCGCCGUCCCUCCACCGUAGCUGGUCACUGUUUAUUUAGUCGCUGGUUCUUCUUCCCCUUCCUGUUCCAUCGCUGCUAUUCUGAUCCUAUUGCUGAAGCUGCAUCUGCCUCUCUCUCUCUCUCUCUCUCGACUUCCAUGAACUUGAUGACAAUCCCACCAUGGAAGUACCAUGUCUUCUUGAGCUUCAGGGGAGAAGACACCCGAAAAGGCUUUACAGACCACUUGUAUGCUGCUCUAAAACAAAAGGGUAUCAUAACUUUCCAAGAUGAUAAGCUCCAGAGAGGAGAGGUUAUUUCUCACCAACUCCUCCAAGCAAUUGAUGAAUCUCUCAUCUCUCUUGUUAUUCUUUCUGAAACUUAUGCUUCUUCGAGUUGGUGUUUGGAUGAACUCCAAAGGAUUCUUGAAUCUAAAAGAUCUCUGGAUAGAGAAGUUAUCCCAAUCUUCUAUGAGAUUGAUCCAUCCGACGUGUGUCAUCAGAGAGGUACCUUUGCUUGUGCCUUUCAGAAACAUAGUCUCAGAUUUGCUGAAAACAAAGAGAAGGUGCAAAGAUGGAGAGAUGCCUUGGAAGAAGUUUCAAAUAUAUCUGGCUAUGACACUACAGAUCAGCAUGAAGCAAAACUCAUUGAAGAAAUUAUCGCACAAGUAUGGGCAAAGGUACAGCCUAAUUUACCAUAUUGUUUUGAUGAUGAGCUCGUUGGCAUUGAGUCAAGAGUAAAAGAUGUGAGUGCACUUUUAAAGAUUGGAUUAUGUGAUGUUGGCUUCAUAGGAAUAUGGGGCAUGACAGGUAUUGGAAAGACAACUCUUGCAAGAAUUAUCUAUAAGAGAAUAUUUCACCAAUUUGACGUUAGUUGUUUUCUUACUAAUGUUAAAGAAAACUCUAAAGCCAAGGGUUUGGUUCCCUUGCAAAGAAAACUUCUUUCCAAAUUCAAGAUAAAAGACAUGGAUAUUGACGAUGCAUACGAAGGAAAGGAUAUGAUAAGGAAGUUGUUAUGCAGCAAAAAAGUUCUUGUUGUCUUGGAUGAUGUAAGUGAAAUAAGCCAACUAGAGAACCUUUCCAUGAAGAAAGCUUGGCUGUGUCUUGGGAGCAGAGUAAUUGUAACAACUAAAGAUAUGCAUGUAUUGAUAGGGCAUGGAGAAUUUGAAAUUUAUAAGGCUACUUUCUUAAACAAUGAUGAAUCUCUUCAACUGUUAUGUAAGAGGGCUUUUAAAAAGGAUGAACCUCUGGAAGGUUACUUGAAGUUGUGUGAGAGUGUCAUCCACCAUGCUCAAAGCCUUCCUUUAACUCUUGAAGUGUUGGGUUCUUAUCAUUGUGGAAGAAGUGAACUUGAAUGGAAAGAAGCUUUGGAGAAAAUUAAAAGGUUUCCGCCAAGCAAUAUUCUAAUGAGACUUAAAAUCAGUUACGAUGCAUUAAGUGAUAUGGAAAAGAAAAUAUUUUUAGAUCUUGCAUGUUUUUUUAAGGGAAUGAAUAAAGAACAAGUGACACAAAUAUUUGAAAUGUGUGGUUUUUGUCCUGUGCUUGGAAUAAGAGAACUUGUUGAGAAAUGCAUGAUAACUGAAUAUUAUUAUGACCAUGGUGUGUGUUUGGUAUGCAUAAUAUCCUUCAAGAAAUGGGAAGGAUUAUUGUUUUGGAGGAAUCCCCAAAGGAUGUUGGCAAAAGAAGUAUGAUAUGGUCACAAGAAGAUAUAGAUCUUGUAUUGACUAAAAAUAAAGGAUCUGAUUUGAUAGAAGUUAUACAUCUUCAGUCAUCUAUACCAUAUGAAGCAAAUUGGGAUUCAGAAGCAUUUUCUAGUAUGUGCAAUCUCAGAAUACUUAUAAUCUCAAGUAAUGUGUAUCUUCCUCAUGGUCUCACAUGUCUUCCUAGUUCAUUGAAAAUUCUUGAAUGGAAAGCAUAUCCUUUGAAAUCUCUUCCACAUGGAGUUCAUCAUUUGUACCAAAUUGUUCUCCUAAAAAUGCAUCAUAGCAGGAUCAUACACCUUUGGGAGAGAACACAAAUGUUAGAAAAGCUAAAGUUCAUUGAUUUGAGAUACUCUAAAGAUUUCAGAAGAACUCCUAAUUUUUCAAUGAUUCCCAAUCUUGAACAACUAAUCCUUGAAGGUUGCAUAAAUCUUACUAAAGUUCACCCAUCACUUGGAAAACAUAAAAAACUUGUUGUAUUAGACUUGAAAGAUUGCAAGAAUCUUAAAGCUCUUCCAAGUAGAAUGGAAAUGGAUUCAUUAGAGAAAUUGAUCCUUUCCGAGUGCCUAAAACUUAAAAAGCUUCCAGAGUUUGGGAAAAGUAUGAAUAGCUUAUGGGUUCUUGAUGUGAAAAAUUGCCAAAACCUUAUUUGUCUUCCAAGUUCCACUUGUAAUUUAAAAUCCCUAAAAAUUCUCAAUAUUUUAAGUUGCUCAAAGUUUUCUUCAUUACCUCAAAAUAUUGAUGAAAAUAAGUGUUUAGAGGAGCUUGAUUUGAGUGAAACUGCUAUAAGAAAAAUACCUUCAUCCAUUAUUGGCCUACAAAAUUUGAAGUCACUAUAUUUGAAAGGAUGCAAUGGUCAAAAUUCAACAUCCAAUUCAUUAGGGAACUUGCUUUCCCUAAUUCCUAGAGUAUUUGGGUUUGUUAUUCAUGAAGCUCUAACUAGAUUGGUGUUUCCUCCUUCAAUCUCAAGUCUAGCAUCAUUAAAGGAAUUGAAUAUAAGUGACUGCAAUCUCAAAACAAUUCCAAAUGCUCUUGGUUGCUUACCUUCAUUGGAGUUCCUUAAUUUGAGUGGAAAUGAUUUUGGCAACCUACCUGAUGGCAAUUGCAUUCUUCCUUCUUCAUUCUCACAUCUUUCAUCAUUGAAGAGUUUGAAAUUAAGUGAUUGCAAUCUCAUGAUGGAUCAAUUCUUGAAUAUCUUAAUUGCUUAUCAUCAUUGGAGAGACUUGAUCUAGCCCUCAACAAAUUUAUCCAUCUUCCUACCAGUUGUGUUGCUAAUCUAUCAUUUUUGUCUCAUCUUCAUGUCAGUUAUUGCCCAAUGCUUAAGCAUUUUCCAGAUAUUCCACCUAACCUACAUCAGGUAGAUACAAUUGGUUGUCAUUCAAUGCAACCUUUAUCUUUCUCAGAGUUUGUGUUAGUUUUGGUCACAUCUGCUCUUGAUUUUUCAAAAUCUUUUCGUUUUAGGAUUUCAAAUUACAAGGCUUACAAAACCUGGUGGACGUUGGAAAGUAACAUUCCAUCAUGGUUCCAUAAUCAAAAUUUCCAAUUUCUUGAUAAAGUUGAUGGCUUUCAAAAUAAUCAUGUUGUUCAAAUUUCUGAGAGAAAAAUCUCGUGUCAAGGUUUUGAUCGAGGUCAUCGCAUUUUGAUUGAUGGUUUUAAACCAUCUGAUUCCAUUGUGUCAAUAAAAGUAGACAUCUCCCAUCUUCAUGGCUCAUGUGCAAGGUGGGGAAUUUCUCUUUGCAUUGUUAUACAAGAUCUAGACCUUCCUUGUAUUGAAGAGGUGUUCCAUCAACGACUAACAUUGGCUUCUAAAGCUUCACAAGAUGAAUUCUUCAAAAUUCAAACAUUUUGGAGAAUUGGUAUGGGAAACUAUCCCCAUCAAAUGUUGAUGAUUUAUUUCCCUAGUAGUAAUUUCAUAGUCGACAGUGACCAAAUCGAAUUCAUAUUUUAUACACAAAAAUAUAAGUGUAUAGACAUGGAAGCACGAUGGAAAGGGAAAGUUAAUCUGCAAAAUGAGAGCAAGUUUGUGAUAAGCAGCUGUGGGUGGCGUGUGAUAAGUGAAGAAGAUGUUGAGGAAUGUGGCAGAUCAAUGAACGAAUGCAGUACAAGUGGCAAUAACAGUGAAAUCCCUUCUCAAGACUCUCUUCAUGCUUAAGGAAAGAGAUCCCACCAAGUUGAAGAAGUGGCAAUAGAAGACAACACUGUGGCCAAUGACGAAGCACAAACAUUUUCUGCUAAACGAAGAAAACUCUAAUUUCUUUCACAGGUCUUUGUGGGCUGUAUAAAUAUGUGCAGCCAUUAGUCUAGCUUGAUUCAGGUUGCAAAAUGAUUCGGUGAUCACAAUGGCGUGGAGGAGGCAUUCCAUUUGGAGUGUCGAAAAUCGAUUGAUAUUUCUCCAAGGUCAUCUUCAAGUACAAGUAUAUCGUCCGACUCCACUGGUGUUUAGGUUCAUCGGUUCUUCUACUAAAAUGCAAAAAAUACAUCGAAUCCACAGCCCCGACACCGUAGAAAUAAUGAAAUUGACGAAAUUGGGCUGCAAUGCAGAGUGCCCGUGGAAGCCCUGUUAAAGUAAGAAAUUGACCCUGGUCAAAUGGUCCAAAAUCUUGAUUGAAGCAUUGCUAUAAUCCGCUACUUGGGGGCCUAGAGGAGCCAACCUUGAUGACCCAAUGACAACGUCAAACCCUACUAUUUUAAGUGCCGACGUCAUGAUCGAAAUAGUGUGUCCGUUGAUCUAUAUAUUGGCAAUUCCCACAGCAGGCCCAAUCCGUGCAUGACCUGACCUGUACCCAAUAGCGCACACAUUGGCCAGAAUGGUUCCAUAAGUAAAUUGAGGUGGUGCACGAUCUGAGGGUGCACAUAUAACUAUUCAAACUUGUUGAAAAUAUAUACUUUGUGUAUUAAUCUUGUUGAUUUGUUUCAAUAAGAAAUGGAUGGUGGCCGACGAAGCGUCUAGCAGUCUGCGGUGCUGGCUUUGAGGA